This is a messenger RNA of Camelina sativa (false flax), 862 nucleotides long. Its product is annotated as putative ubiquitin-conjugating enzyme E2 18. The record is from RefSeq and is a predicted model, not a curated record. Lineage: Eukaryota; Viridiplantae; Streptophyta; Magnoliopsida; Brassicales; Brassicaceae.
UUUUUUUAAUAUUCGGAAGAAAGAGAGAGAGUAAAAGGGAAAGAUCCAGAGAAAAGCCUAAGCAGACCUCUCUGUCGUCUUCGUCUCUCUCUCUCUCUGUCUCCGCCAUGACAAGCUCUUCAUCUCCUUCACGCAAGGCGCUAAGCAAGAUCGCUUGUAAUAGGUUACAGAAAGAGUUAUCUGAGUGGCAAGUAAAUCCACCGACUGGGUUUAAGCAUAGAGUUACUGAUAAUCUUCAAAAAUGGGUAAUAGAGGUAACAGGAGCACCUGGUACGCUUUACGCUAAUGAGACAUAUAAUCUUCAGGUUGAGUUUCCUCAACAUUACCCUAUGGAAGCUCCUCAGGUGAUAUUUGUUCCACCCGCACCACUACAUCCUCAUAUUUACAGCAAUGGGCAUAUUUGUUUAGAUAUUCUGUAUGACUCCUGGUCUCCCGCAAUGACGGUGAGUUCAGUCUGCAUCAGCAUUCUCUCUAUGCUAUCGAGUUCACCCGAAAAGCAACGCCCGGCUGAUAAUGAUCGAUACGUGAAGAAUUGCAAGAACGGGAGAUCUCCUAAAGAGACAAGGUGGUGGUUCCAUGACGACAAGGUUUGAUGAUGAUGACCUACAAGAUGUCUCCUUUUCUUUUACUAAAGAGGUUUAUAUAAUUUCCCAAGACCGAUAAUACUAAUUGAAAUUCCUCAUGGCCUCCACUAUCUCUUUUUUUUUUGUACGGAUUAUUAUGUAUAAAUGACAUCUGAAAUGUUUCAGUGUCUGAAUUAACACCUUGUGCUUUUCUCCUCUCUGAAGUAACCUAGUUUCUAGGCAAAAAAAAAUUGUAUUUUGGCGAUGUAUGUUCUUCAUAUUCAAGUUUGAGAUGUCAA